AUGAGAAUUGAAUUUUCUCAAUUAAUUUUCAUUGUAUUAAAUAUAAUUUAUAUUACUAAUACACAUAGUAAUGAUUAUUCUCCGCCUACUAUGUUAUGUCCAAGUGGUUAUUGGCCAGCAAAAAUCAAUUUAACCGGUGGUCCUUAUCAAACAGAUCGAACAUUUGAAUUAUCAUUUCAUCAAUCCAAUACGGAACAAUCAUCAUCAUCAUCAUCACCGAUAUGUCAAUUUUGUCCAAAUGUUGGUUGUUUCAUUGUACGUUUAUCCUCCUCCUCCUCCGCCUCAAUGGAAACAAAGAAAUAUUCCACAGGGAAUAGCGGUAAAACAACACCAAUUCAACCAGUAUCUUCUUCUACUUCUACUUCUUCAAUGAUAAUGACAACAACAACAACAACAACAACUGUCAAUGAAAGUGAUAUGAAUACUGUGAACAUGACAGGAACUAAUAAUAACAGUAAUUUCAAUGAAACAAUGGAAUCAAUGAACAGUAGUAGUAGUAGUAAUUCAACUCUCAUUCAUGAUGAUACUACUUAUUUAUACAUGUCAUGUGAUCAUUGGAAUAAUUUGCCUUCACCAACAGAGAUAAUUAGUUAUUUAGAUUGUGUUAUGAUUGGUACUAGUAAUGAACAAUUUUAUUUGUUUAUUUAUGAGCCAAGAUUUCAAGCGGAAUCACUACCACCAGUCGACUGUGUUGAUGCAGAUUUUUUGGCAUGGAUUAAAAAUGAUACAGAAUUGUUGGGUUUAGAAUUAGGUUUUCGAAUGAAAACAAUACCACCAUUUUUACUGCGUUAUUAUCAACAUAUAAUGCAAUCAACUCAAUAUAUAUGUCUAGAUGGAAGAAGUUUAAUUAAUCAUUCGAUACAAUUUGAAGAUACUGAACGUUUUGCUAGUAAUAAAUUAACACAAGUUGUAUUUCGUUCAUUAACUGGUCUAAAAAGAGAACGUUUACCACCGAAAUCAAUUGAUAAUUAUCAUAGAACAGCAUUUCAAAGUGAUGAAUUAGUUGAAUCAUGUCCAUUUAUUGUACAACAUAAACCAGCGAAUAUUACACCGAAUAGUGAUUGUCAAUUUUCACCAAGUGCAUUACCAACUACAUCAGAUAAAGUCAGUUCACAUCAAGCAUUAGAACGUUGUCCAUUUCGUCGUUUAACCAUGAUGAAUACAAUACAAAUGAAAAAAUUACGAAAUAUUAAAUCACAACAACAUUCAAUGAUUAGUGGUGAUGAUCAAUCGAUGAUGAUGAUUUAUUUACCACCAUCAGUACUGUCAGCAUGUUUAUUAAUUGUUGUCCUGUUAUUAACCAUCGGGAUAAUUAUAGCAUUUUGUAUAAUUAAUCAUGAGAAAUUAAUGUUAUGCAAAUCACGUAGUAGAAAACGACAUGAACGUGAAGCAGCUGCAGCACAAGAAGAGAUGGACGAAAAAGUUGCUAAAGAAGCUGCAUUGGCAGCAGCAGCUGCUGCAGCCGUUGCUGGAGAAGGUGAAGGACAACAGCAACAACAACAACAAGUAAGACAUCCAAUCUAUGCAAGAUAUGGUAUGAUACCACCAAAUAUGGGUGGUGCAUUCGGUGCAUUUGCUCCAACUUAUCAAACAAUGACAAUGAAUAUCAAUAA
Molecule: messenger RNA, 1613 nt
Organism: Schistosoma turkestanicum
Lineage: Eukaryota; Metazoa; Platyhelminthes; Trematoda; Strigeidida; Schistosomatidae
Source: the annotation of a GenBank genome assembly